CAGGGAACCAAGCAGUUGCUAGGUAACCAGUGCUUCCAUACCAGAGAGGAAACAAAGCAGUUUCUGGGUAACCAGUGCCUCCAAACCAAGACAGGAAACCAAGCAGUUGCUAGGGGUUUUCUACAGUGGACCCCAUCUUCAGGAGACAUGAGGCGAUCUCAAGACCCCCAGAGGAAGAGGUUCUACGUUUGCUGUCUAAAGUGAAGACAAAUAAGUCACAGGAGCCUGAUGGGAUACACCAAAAAUUAUUUAAAGAGCUUAGUGGUCUCUACACACGGCGGUGAAGUCAACACUGUGGUGACAUUCAUGAUGUAUUUUGUUGUGAAUUUUGGGAUUUCAUGAUGGUUGAAGUCCCAGGCCUGCCACCCAUUAUGGAGAAUGCGCGGUCACUCCACCCAUUAAAGCAAAGACAGGCUCCCUCUGAUCACCUGACUAGUGAUGUCAUGUCUCAAGCUGCACUACAACCAGGGAAAACCUGAGAUGGCAGUCAUUUUCUAUGCUGUUAAAAAUAAAUCUUGGACAAAAAUCACAGAAGAAUUGCAAGACCACCGUGAAACACAGGUUGCAAUCCUCCUGUCCCUUGCUGUCCUCCAUAAAGUUGCCUAGAAAAAAGGUUGCCCCCAAAUGAUGCCAGGCAAGAUCCUCCACUUAAAGGAAAGGUUAAAUGUUAAUUUUGAAGGCUAUCGGUGCUUUCAAGUCAUGAGAUUUGCAGCGGAGGAGAUUAACAAUAGUAGCCAUCUUCUACCUAAUGUAACUUUGGGAUACAAUGUCUUUGACACUUGCUAUGUGUACAACAACAUCCAGCCAGCUCUGAAUUUCAUGUCAAGGGAUUACGUCAUCGACCCUGCAAAUAGUUUUACACAGUAUAUCCCCAAUGUGAUCUCUGUCAUUGGCCCGGAUAGCAAUGAUGCUGCUGAGACCACUGCCAAUCUUUUUAAUCUAUUGCUUCUUCCACAAAUCAACAUUUUUGCCACCAGUAAGAAGAUGAGUGACCUGAACCUGCCGUCGUGUUUCCAGACCAUCCCUAGCAGCAAGAUACAGCAGCAAGCCAUUAGAGACAUCCUCAACCAUUUUCACUGGACUUGGAUCGCCGUCCUGGGGAGCAUGGACAAAUAUGGAUUUGAAGGAGUGGAGCAGUUUCUUGCAUUCACAUCCAAUACGAAUAUUUGUGUCGCAUAUAAAAACUUCAUACCCAUUAAAAUACAGGGCAAAGAGGCGGAGUGGGAAACUUCCAUAUACAACAUUGUCUCCAAUAUCACCCUUACUAAUGUCAAUGUUGUCUUAUUGUUCGCUACAGACAUUUUCCUUCUGAACUUUUUUACAGAAGUUGUGGAAGUGGAUUUUCCCUCGAAGAUAUGGCUGGCUACUGAGACUUGGUCCUUGUCUAAGGACAUUUAUAAUUUACCAAAUUUAAAAAAAAUAGGAGUGGUGCUUGGUAUUGCUCUGAAAUACGUGAACAUCCCAGGAUUCGAUGAAUAUCUUAUGAAUGUAUUCUAUCAAAACAGGAGCAGCUUGGGAAAGUCAAGAUUAGAUGAAAGCUGCAACCAGAACUGCGAUGACUGCCUCAAUACAUCUCUGAGUAACUUUCUGGGUGACUUUGAUAACAGGGUCAGCUUCAGCAUCUACACAGCCGUGUAUGCGGUGGCCCAUGCCCUACAGAAAGUGCUUGGCUGUAGUAAAACAUACUGUGAUAAAAAAGAGGUCUACCCAUGGCAAAUGACUGAAGCUCUAGGACAAGUGAACUUUACAUUGCUGAACAAUGAAAUAAGCUUCAACAUAUAUGGCGAUUCUCCUACUGGAUAUGACAUUGUCUUCUGGAACUGGUUGGGUGGAACCCCGUUUCAGACUGUUGGGGCCUAUACUGGCUUAGGGAACCUCAAUAUCAACUCAGACAAAAUUAAUUGGCAAACAGAAAAUAACACGAUUCCUCCAUCAGUGUGUUCUUCUGACUGUUUACCAGGGCAGGAAAAGCAGGAAACGGGACAAUAUAGAUGCUGUUUUACAUGUGUCAGCUGUGUGGCUGGAACCUACCUCAAUAAUAAUGGUACCUGUGUGAACUGUGGUACCGACCAGUGGUCCACACAGAGAAGUACCUACUGCUAUGAUAAAAUCAUACACUACUUGAGCUGGAGUGACUACAUGACCAUAAUCUUGUUUGUGACAACACUCAUGGGACUAUUGCUAACAGUUAUUGUCAUUGUUACCUUCAUUGUCCACAUAUCAAGUCCUGUGGUGAAGGCUGCAGGCGGGAGAAUGUGCUUCCUUAUGCUUGUAUCACUGACUGUAGCCUAUCUUAGCAUCUUGUCCUAUCUUGGCCCACCUAGCACACUCAAGUGCAUAAUGAGAAAUCCUAUAUACAGCAUCGCCCUCACCAACUGCUUUUCCUACAUUUCGAUUCGGUCUUUUCAAAUAGUAUGUAUAUUUAAAAUGGCUUCAAAGUUGCCAGCCACCUAUGACUACUGGGUAAAAGAGAAUGGGCAGUACAUCUGUCUGGCCAUCCUUUCUGGUGUUCAGGUCCUGUUCUCAUGUUUGUGGAUUUUUAACAACCCUCCUAAAGCAAACACAAAAGAUCUGAGUGCGGAUGAGGUUCUCUUGGACUGCAGCCAGUUUGGAUCAGUCUACAAUAUCCUACAGUACAGUUAUAAUGCUCUUCUUAGUCUUCUAUGUUUUACAUUUUCUUAUAUGGGCAAAGAGUUGCCCAAAAACUACAGCGAAGCCAAAUGUAUCACUGUUGCUAUGUUAAUUUAUUUUGUGGUCUGCAUUGCUUUCUUUACUGCCCAGCUCAUUGAUGUUGGUGAGUAUGGCAUCCCAAUAAACGCAGGUCUGGCUUUAGCUAGCCUUAUAGGUAUUAAAGGAGGCUAUUUCCUUCCAAAAUGCUAUAUCAUCUUCUUUAAGCCAAAGUUUAAUACCUCAAAGCACUUCCAAACAACCAUCCAGUCCUACACCAAAAGAGGGAGCGGGAGCACAAAGUAAGAUCUUCACAUUCACGAUCUUCAAGUAAAAUAAGUAUUUCCUAUUUUGGCAGAUAUUAAAAAAAUAUGUUAAAAUGCAAAAGUGAUGCCUGAUUAAGAGGUUGUCCAUCUAAAUAUAUACAGAAAAAUCUGAUUAAUAAUGCAGGGUGCAUUUACAAUUGGCAUCACCUAAGUGCUUCCAAGUUGUAAGAUUUGAUCUGAACAGGGUUGCCAACCUGAAUGUUUCUUUUUCUGGACAACUUAUAUAAAAAUAGUAAUAUAUCUCAAUAUACUGAUAUAAAAUCUUUACCAACAUUUACAUAAAAAUCCCAGGCUUUUUCUUUCGAGGACAUUGUAAGAUAGUAUGCCUCUAGCAAACAUAAGUUUACCUA
Messenger RNA from Hyla sarda, 3343 nucleotides. Its product is annotated as taste receptor type 1 member 2-like. Bases 625 to 2973 code for a protein of 782 amino acids. The transcript is spliced from 11 exons. Gene Ontology annotation, molecular function: sweet taste receptor activity; G protein-coupled receptor activity. Gene Ontology annotation, cellular component: membrane; sweet taste receptor complex. Lineage: Eukaryota; Metazoa; Chordata; Amphibia; Anura; Hylidae. The record is from RefSeq and is a predicted model, not a curated record. Gene Ontology annotation, biological process: sensory perception of sweet taste; G protein-coupled receptor signaling pathway.